Spirodela intermedia is the source of this 1625-nucleotide messenger RNA. The record is from the annotation of a GenBank genome assembly. NCBI's taxonomy places the organism in Eukaryota, Viridiplantae, Streptophyta, Magnoliopsida, Alismatales, Araceae.
AUGGCGGCUGCCUGGUUCUCCUCUCGCACAGUUCCGCUUCUCCAGCUGCCCUUCGUUUCCUCUCCGACAGCUGCACUGAGCCACUCCCAAUCCUCUCAGCCAAUUCACCGUGCUUGCUCACCGUCUUCUUCGUCGUUCUCGUCGCGGCGCUGCGUUGCCUGGAGGGGCGGCUUCCGCCUGGGCUACAGGUUCUCUACAGAGGAGUCGUCGGAUGACGAGGAGUCCGAUGGCGAGGAGCAGGGCUUCGAUCAAGCCGUUUCUCUGUUCAACAGCGGUGAUUAUCAUCGAUGCCACGACUUCCUGGAAGAGCUGUGGUAUGAAGCAGAGGAGCCGACCCGAACCCUAAUUCACGGAAUUCUGCAGUGCGCGGUGGGAUUUCACCAUCUCUUCAACCAGGUAAGCCGUCCGGGAAGGGGAAAUCGAUCCCCUUGGCCGGUGUUGGCGGAAUUCUUGUUUCUUUAAAGAGAUUCUGUCAAUGUCUGAGCAGAACCAUCGCGGGGCUAUGAUGGAGUUGGGCGAGGGGCUCUGCAAGCUGCGGAAGAUGGACUUCGACGACGGACCAUUCUUUCGAUUCGAGAGGGAGAUCUCGGUAGCUUUGGAAUUCAUUUACCAGACCCAAAAGGAGCUCGCUGCAUGUGAGUUUUCCCUGAAAUCAUUCGGCUAUUUGUAUAUUUCUAGAACAAUAAUCACAAACUUAGAUCAAAACCACCCAACUAUGGCUGAUUUGCUAUUCGCCAUGUCUGAGCUCAAAUAGCAUCUUGACUAUAGGAAGAUAGGAAACCUUCCUUUGGACAACGCCUUGAUGAGAUAACAAUCAAAGUCAUAUGUGGGAAGAUCCCUGGAACUCGUGCUCGAUUGUCUCCUUUGGCAAUGAAUUCCAUAUGGAUUCACUGAAGCUGAUGACAAGAAGAUCAAGGAUCUAUGCAUUUCUCUGAAGCCAUUUCAAAUGAGAAGCCCAUGAGGAUGAACAGGACCAGCUAGAUGCUGGUUGUGACUCUUCUUUUGGAAAUCUUCUUCUGGUUUUAAUGCUCAAUAUUUUGUCUAUACGGGUACAUGAUUUUGUCAAGGAUCUAUGCAUUGCUCUGAACCCAUUUCAUAUGAGAAGCCCAUGAGGAUGAACAGGGCCAGCUAGAUGCUGGGUGUGCGGAGCCGACUGUACCAUCAUGGGCUUCUCAUAUGUUGGAUAAUUCACAAUUUCUCAUAUGUUAUUUUCAUCCUCAUGGGCUUCUCAUUUGAAAUGGCUUCAGAGAAAUGCACAGAACCUUGACAAAAUCAUGUAUCAAAAAAAAAAAAAAAAAAAAAAUGGUGCUUUUUUUUUUGGUGGGUAUGAAAAUAAAAAUAUAAAUACUGGGAAAUGUAUGGAACUGAUCGAUUGGGUAUCUCUCGUUGUCACAGGUACAAAUGAUCUCUGCCUGGCAAUGGACGGAUCAGAGAGAUCAUACCAGCUCUUGGGCUCCUUCGCAGCUGGACAGCGCCUGUACUCCUUGGAGACAGACCCCUGUGGAAGUUCUUACAUUGCUUUCGACCCGGAGGGCCAUUACAUUGUUCAAAAGCCCGAAAGGGUCAAGAUUCCCACUCUUCAGGCCACGGAAGAGCACCUGAAAGCCUGUGAAAACCUGUAUUGA